AUGACUGUUCCUAACAUUGAUAUUUUUAAAAGUUUCAUACUUAAAUAUAUUUAUACAGUGGAAUUUAACACCCAAAAAGUAUUUGAAACAGUUUUUGGAAUUUAUUCGAAGAGUCUCUUUAUCGAAGUUAUGAUUUGUCUACACCUUAUAAAAAUUAAUAAUUAGAAGAUCAAAAUAGAGAAAUUUUCGUUUUCUUACUUGAGAUUAUUUAAUUAUGCCUUUUUUUCACCAAAGAAAAUUUUUAUGAAUUUGGCUUAGAUUGCAGAACAAAAAAAGGCAUACAACAGUGAGACAUUUUAUAUCGAAAAAUAGCCUACAGAUCUAUCAAUGAAUUAAUUAUAGGUUAAUUAUUCAUUAUAUAUCUUCUAGGUAUUUUGGCAUUUCACUAAGAAGGUCUUAUUCAUACAAAUACCUCACCAAAAUCAAUUUAUAUUGACAAUGAAAAUUAUAUUGACUAUGAAAACUUAAUGGAAGCUCACUUUUAUAUCGGAGAUUAUGAGAGUGUUAAAGAAGAGGAUUUAAUAAUAUAUUAAGGUAUUCAAUAAAAUAGCUCAUAUUAAUUUCAUGCUCCAAAGGGAAUAUAAGAUGAAAUCUGAUAUAUAUUACUUUGGAUUAUUUAUGAAUUUGCACCUCAGCAAAAAAUAUUCUCCUCAUUAAAGCUGA
This is a messenger RNA of Paramecium octaurelia, 663 nucleotides long. The record is from the annotation of a GenBank genome assembly. Lineage: Eukaryota; Ciliophora; Oligohymenophorea; Peniculida; Parameciidae.